AUGGCCCUCCGAAGCGAUAGAGGCCUUGUCUUAGGACCAGAAGUGUGCCUCGACAUUGCCACCGCCCUCAUUGAUUCGGAUCCCAAAGCCAUAAGGUCUCUUCUAUGUCUCUCAAAGGAGUUCUACUCGCUCCUCACAGCGUACGAACGAUCGAUAUCCAGGUCUCUGCUGAAGAUCAACAAAGACAAAUUUGCCUAUGCGAAUUCUCAACAAGCCGAAAUACUGUCCUCGCGAACGCCACCGGGUAACGCUAUCGUUUCGGUACUCACAUUUCCCUGGGUUUUGGAAAUGAAAUCUCGAGUGAAGACCAUCGACUUUUUGGUAGGGCACGAAAUCACCGAAAUGUCGGAUUACAGGAAAAAUUGGCCAACCCUUGAUCUUCCCAACGCUGAUCUGGGGAAUUAUUUGACGAAGUUCAAGAAGUCAGCUUUGCUGCUUUUGUACAAGUUAGUGGAUUAUACGGCAGGACUGACCGAGAUAAAUGUUGUGAGAUCUCGGCAAGCUGAAUUUCUCGACGGUCUUUCCUCGAUCGAUCUGGCGAGUAUAGGCGUAUUGGUUGAGGUUAUCGGAGAAGGUUUUUUCACGAUGACCAAAGGUGACUUGCAUAGAUCUGGGCUUCUGAACAACAUUGUGAGGAUCCCCUGGACCUCAUUACCCAGACUGAUAGCAGUGACAGCUGACUCCUGCAGCCUACGCAACUUACAAGUGACCCUCGGCUAUUCACACCAACCUCCACUCAUGUCGAAGACCUACAUAAUGACCACUGGCUCCAGGAGUUCCAGGGAUGCUCCGCGACGCCCGGAUCUUUGGACCCGUUCGAUGCUACAGCAGGGUCUGGACAAUAUGAACGCAUUCGAGAUGGGCUAUACGAUGUCGUAUGCAAGUCUUCAAAGCGUGGUCUGGAGAAAAUUCUGUAAGAAGGCCAAUUGCACAUUGGAAGAUAGCUGGAGAACCGCCCAAGAAAUGGUUGAAACUCAGAUGGCGGAGUACAAGCAAACUUCAACCCCCAACUCCCCCCCCGGAGCAUCUGUAGCGAUAUCCGUAGUAGCGACAUGGACUGGGCUCGGAACUAAACAAACGUUGGUUGUUCGCAGACAACGUCCAGAGCCAGACCCAUCACCGAUUGGAGCCAUGUCUCUCGUGGGAUUAAAAAACCUCUUCUUCCGCCAAACCAUUACUGCAGUCCCAGUCCGCAACAAGACCAACUAUGGCACAGCUUCUAGCGAUGGAUCACAGCAACCGCUAUUGAGCCAGACAACGAGCGGUCCAUCCGAGGAGAACCUGCAACGGAGACUAUCCAGAGGUUCCGAUACCGAUGUCGAGUCGCAGCAGGAUGCAGACUCCAACAUUGAGAAGGCAAACUCGAGGCGUGGAUUCAGAAUCGACGCCAGAGUUAUCUCCGAUGCCACCAUUGGACUCUCGGAUGGCUUGACGGUUCCGUUCGCUCUCACGGCCGGCCUGUCUGCGCUUGGAAACACCAACGUAGUUAUCUAUGGAGGAUUCGCCGAGCUGAUCGCUGGAGCGAUUUCAAUGGGACUCGGAGGAUAUCUUGGAGCCAAGAGCGAAGCGGCCUCAUACCAUGCGCAAAGAGCAGAGACCGAGAUGCAGGUAGCAACCGACCCUCGAGCCGUAAUCCAAGGCAUCACGGAAGUCUUCGAGCCCUUCGAGCUGCCCAAGACAACGCUAGAGGAUCUGACACAGCAUCUCGGAGACUCUCCCCACCUGGUCGACUUUGUCAUGCAGUUCCAGCACUGCGAAUCGCCGCCAGCUUCGUCUCGCGCCUUUACAUCAGCCAUGACAAUUGCCCUUGCAUAUUUCCUUGGUGGUUUGCUUCCUCUUAUCCCCUAUUUCUUCGUCGCAAAGAACCAAGUGUACGAGGGUCUCUACAUAUCGAUCGGGGUCAUGGUCAUCGCGCUCUUUGCAUUCGGAUACGUGAAGACCUGUGUGGUGGUAGGAUGGGAUGGCGUGAGGAACAUCCGGAAAGGAUGCUGGGGCGGCGUGCAAAUGGUGGUCGUCGGUAGUGUGGCUGCUGGUUCAGCCAUGGGGCUUGUGCAUCUCUUCAGCCAUGACGAAGCAAGUGCUGCUCGUAUAUGA
Molecule: messenger RNA, 2094 nt
Organism: Drepanopeziza brunnea f. sp. 'multigermtubi' MB_m1
Lineage: Eukaryota; Fungi; Ascomycota; Leotiomycetes; Helotiales; Drepanopezizaceae
Source: RefSeq, a predicted model, not a curated record